CCUCUAUACCCUCUCUACCCUCCAUACCCUCCAUACCCUCCAUACCCUCCAUACUCUCCAAACUCUUCCUCUAUACCAUUCCACGAGACCGUCUACCAUACCGACGCCUCACAGACUCUUCAGUCUAUCUCCAUACUCCUUCCAAGCACAUCAAUCCUUUAAAAUGACUGCUCCUCCGCCCUAUCCUCCUCAACCUGCUAUUCCUUGCCAAGUCAGGACUGCUGAGCGCUGUCUGGGUGCUGAUAUGGAUGAGAAACUUGUUAUCCUUCCUCUUCGCCCUCCCACGAUUACUCCUCGUCAAGCCCGGGCCGCUAAGCGCCGUAAGCAGAAGGAACUGGAUAACAAGCUGAAGGAACGGGAUAACAAACUGAAGGAGUGUUUUGCGGAAAUGAGUGGAAACAACGCAGAAAAGAUCAUCAGGGUAAUGAGCAUGAUGGAUUGCACGAUGUUGCAGCUCAUGAAUCAGUACUUUACGUCAAGCGAUCGGAAUGACACUAGGGCUGCCUUGUUCUACGGAAACGGAGGCCCCAAGUCCAUCAUGGACCUUUGGGACAAAAACAUACGCAACACGGACGCAAAGAACUCAUUCAGGGGCACCAUCAUGAAGAUCGCAUCAAACAUAGCUCGUGAGGAAAUAAACCGUGCCAAGAAUGCCGCCUGUUUCAAAACACCGUCUCCAACGUUCACCCGACAAAAGGCAGUUGAUUUCUCGCUCGAAACCCUUUCAAAAGACUUGCAUUCGAAGGCGCCGCAUCUUAUGUUCAUGCUAGGGCAGAUGACGAGCGUGAGCAAAAGCAACGGGCGCAGUCAGUCAGUCAUACUUCCAUUAAUUGGAAGCAUGAUUUUGAACCUUUGUUGUCGUACGUGCAAUAGUUUGCAGAUGGUUUUGGGUCUUUUUCUUUUCAGUAACGGAACUCCAAAGCAGGUCGUCGAGGUCUUUUGCCGCUCUGGUUUAUCGGUGUCUCCCAAGACUAUAGAUCGAACAUUAGAAACACUUGGAAAAGACUCCAUGAAGAGAGCACAGGAGGCCAUGAGGACGAAACAUUGCAGUUUAGUCUACGACAACAUUAAUUUUGCACUUCGGAAGUCCGAUCAGCGCUCCAACAACGCCGACAACUUCGAAAGCGGCACUGCCGGGACACUUAUACGGGGUGAGGAUCCAGGAUUGCCAGAUCUACGGACUGACCAAGAGAUUUUCGCAGAGUAUCAACCCAAGGAUCUACGCAUCUCAAGUGCAGACAAUGCACAUGCUGAUUUGGUCUUCCGGAACAUUUUCUCUGAGGUUUUACAUCGCCGUGUUGAGUCGUUCAAAGGCUCCAUGCUUCCAGCUCCGACAAUCUUACCCCUUCCUCUGGAAAAGACAGAGACAUUCCCACUGCCAACUUUGCCCAUCAACCAGUCAAGCGUGGAUGGAAACAUAAGCGUUCUAGAGGAGUACUGUCGCCAACUCAAACUAGAACCAAAAUGGUUCAACGACAAGCAAAUACUCACCUUAGGGGAUCUUCUUACCACUCUUCGGCUCAGGGGUGCGAAGAUGGCACGGCGGGAUGACACAGACAGUUUCAACAGGAUAGAUUGGGCGAUACCAGUGCCACAGCUUUUCCACUUGCAGAUGUCAUUCGCAGGAACAAUCCUCAGUACUCAUUACGGAGAUAAGAACGAAGCCGGAUCCUUGGCAUACAACGCAGAGAUGCUAAACAGGAAGAGAGUCAGCAUCAACAAAUUUGACUUUCACGCCGUGAACGAGCUAUUGCGACAUACAUUCGACGCUAUGGUUCUGCGAUUUUGGCAAGUGGAGCUAGGAGUGGAGGACCUGAAUGCAUUCGGGGAAACUCAUAAUCAGAAGGAGCUCUCAGAUAUGGUUUCCGAAAGGAUUCCCCGCUUUAUUUCAAGAUGUCUAGAUCCUGAGCAGAGAUGCCAGUUCGACGUGGCCUCACGUAACUCAUUCAUCUUCCUCAGAGACACGGCUUUCUACUUGGAGCUGGCCAACGCUAUCAAGGCUGGAGAUGUGGGACGUAUUGAGAGUGUGGUGAAAUGGAUAUCAGUGAUGUUUCAGGGUUCUUCGGCCACAAACUAUGCUAAUGAGCUGCUUCAUCUGCAUUGUGCGCUGAAUUAUAGGUAUUCGGCUCAGACAAAGAGAGCUGUGCUGUCUUCAUGGCUAGUUAACACGACUGGAAAAGAUGGUGGAUGGAUUCCUACGGAUUUGUACCAGGAGCAUAACAACCUCCUUAUCAAAGUUGUGCAUUCAGCAAGGGCUAGCUCUACACCAUGGGAGACAAUGUCGACCAAAAUUGCACCAAACAUCGAGAUUUUUGCAGAGGUCAAGAAGAUAAUUCCAGCAAUGUUCAAGACUCCACGGAAUAAGAAUUGGCACAACCCCGUUUCUGCAGAUAUCGACAUCAACAAGGUCAUUGUGACGCUAAGGGAGUCUGGUAUCUUCGAAGCGAAACAAGGCGACGACGAUCUAGACUGCACGAUGGACACCAAACCAGUGAGGGAUCUCUUUGACACUGGCAAUGAAAACAUAUGUUCUCUUAAAAAGUUCCGUGAGUUCCGAGCUCGCAACCAAAGCUCCAACAACUAUCCGAGUCAUCAUACCUCAGAAUGUGGCAGUCCAUACAAUGUCAAUGAUGGACCACAGCAAUACAACAUCUCGCAAUAUUUACAGGACAUCCAACAAGACGAACUCUCGGACAUGGAUACGCAGAGCAUCUGCUCCAUCAGCCCAAACGAUGUGGACUACGACGAUGGCGCCGCCUUUGAGAGAUAUAUUACUACAAAUAAGGAGUUGGAACUGGAUGCAGUAGAGGAGUACUUAGAUCCUUCUGAUAACAACGAGGACCAAGAUGAUGAAGACUUUGAUGAACUUUGAAGCUUUUAAUAAGACGCUCAAAAUAAGAAAAAUAAAUCGUGCUCAGUUAUUAUAUAAACGGAU
Messenger RNA from Gamsiella multidivaricata, 2935 nucleotides. RefSeq lists its product as uncharacterized. NCBI's taxonomy places the organism in Eukaryota, Fungi, Mortierellomycota, Mortierellomycetes, Mortierellales, Mortierellaceae. The record is from RefSeq and is a predicted model, not a curated record. Bases 164 to 2872 code for a protein of 902 amino acids. The transcript is spliced from 4 exons.